AUGCGCAAGGUUUCCUUGGCCACCAAGAAUCCCACUGAAGGUACCUUGGGCCCAACAUGGGAAGGUCCUUAUGAGGUUACCAAAGUCUGCCGCCCCGGCACUUAUCAGCUUCGUGACACCAAGGGCAAGACCUUGCCUCAUCCUUGGAAUGCUGAUCACCUCAAGUACUACUAUAAGUAA
Molecule: messenger RNA, 180 nt
Organism: Prunus armeniaca (apricot)
Lineage: Eukaryota; Viridiplantae; Streptophyta; Magnoliopsida; Rosales; Rosaceae
Source: the annotation of a GenBank genome assembly